Molecule: messenger RNA, 1001 nt
Organism: Olea europaea var. sylvestris
Lineage: Eukaryota; Viridiplantae; Streptophyta; Magnoliopsida; Lamiales; Oleaceae
Exons: 1
Source: RefSeq, a predicted model, not a curated record
UAAAACCAAUAGAAAACUCACUUAGAUCUAGUCUUGCUAGUUCUAGUGGCGGAAAAUAUCAAUUGAGUCAAGAUGAUGAUUUAAAUGCUAGGACUGCUAGUUUGUCUAGAAAGGUUGAAGCUAUAGAAUUAAGGAAAGUAAAGGAAGUUAAACCCGUGCAAAAUGAUGAAAUUUGUAGCAUUUGUGAAACUUUUGGUCAUCUUACGCAUGAUUGUCCUAACAUUCCAGUUUUCAAAGAAGUUUUACAUGAUCAAGCCAAUGCUAUGAACACUUUCAAAAAGCCUUUUUCUUCGCCAUACUCAGAAACAUAUAAUCAACAAUGGAGAAAUCAUCCCAACUUUAGUUGGAGAGAUGAUAAUCGUGAUCAUAUAUCUCAACCUCAAGGGCUUUCAAAAAUUCCUUCUUUUCCACCACCACAGUCAAAGACUCUUGAGGAAACAUUGCAGUCUUUUAUGCAAGGACAAGCAAAUAUUAAUAAUCAAACUUUACAAGCCAUCAAUGAAAUUAAGAACACACUUUCUUCAUUGACCUCUUCUUUGCAUUUUCAAGAGAAAGGCAAAUUUCCUGCUCAACCUCAACCAAAUCCUUCUCAGCAAUAUAAUGUAAAUGCUUCUAGUUCUUCUGAAAGUCAACAACAAAAUGCCAACUCCAUCACGACUCUUCGUAGUGGAAAAAUUAUUGACAAAACCAUCCCUUCAAAAGAACUAAAAUCUGGUGGUAUUUCAAAGCAAGAAAAUGACGUUUUCAAAAGUGAGGAAAAGAUCAUUUCUGAACCUAUUGUUGAAAAAUGUCGUAUUCCAGCUCCAUUUCCUCAACGAUUGCAACCAAUUUCAAGACUCAACCACAAUUCUGAAAUUUUUGAACUUUUUAAACAAGUCAAAAUUAACAUACCAUUAUUGGAUGCAAUCAAACAAGUACCUUCAUAUGCAAAAUUUUUAAAAGACUUGUGCACUGUUAAGAGGAAACUUAAUGUUCAACAAAAAGUAUUUUUAACAGAGAAU